AUGUUGCUGUACUUUCGUCGAUACCCUCUCUACGUCUUCAUCGCCGUACAAAUUGUUCUUUUCCUCUUCUACUACACCUCCAAGAAUUCUUCAUGCUUCUUUAGUGCAUUAACGCCCAAAGCUGACUAUGAGUGGAUCUCCUCGCAGAAAUACAUUCUCGGCGAGGAUGGAAGACGACAGUACUCAUACGACCAUAAUAUGCCACUCAUCUUCAUCGGCGGCAUGCCUCGCAGUGGCACAACACUGCUCCGAGUGCUGCUUGACGCACACCCCGAUAUUCGGUGUGGCGAGGAGACGCGGGUCAUUCCACGCCUCCUCAGCUACCGAAUGUCCUGGAUGAAGGCGCCCUUUGAGUCGAAGCGACUGGAGGAGGCAGGCAUCACCGCCGAAGUGCUCGACUCUGCCAUUGGCUCCUUCAUUCUCGAAAUCAUCGUCAGGCACGGCAAGCCAGCCCCUCGUCUGUGCAACAAAGAUCCCUUUACUUUACGUUCCGCUGUCUAUCUGCAAUACCUCUUUCCAAAUGCCAAAUUUAUUUUUAUGAUUCGAGACGGCCGGGCAGUGGUGCACUCGAUCAUCUCUCGACAGGUGACAAUUUCCGGUUUCGAUCUGUCCAGCUAUCGACAGUGUCUCAAAAAGUGGAACUCCGCAAUGAGCUCAAUGUAUACUCAAUGCUCUAAAUUGGGGCCGAGUGUCUGCCUUCCGGUGUACUACGAGCAGUUGGUUCUUCAUCCAAAGCAAUGGAUGCAAAAGAUUUUAAACUUUCUCGAUGUCUCCUGGAACGAGACUGUUCUACAUCAUGAGAAGCAUAUCGAUAAUGGUGAUAUUUCGCUUUCAAAGCUUGAAAGGUCAACCGAUCAAGUGAUCAAGCCCAUUAACAUUGAAGCGCUGAGCAAAUGGGUUGGCCACAUACCGGCUGACGUCGUCGAGGAGAUGGAUCAAGUUGCGCCGAUGUUACGCAGGCUCGGCUAUGAUCCCAGCGGUACGCCAAACUACGGCGAACCGGACUCGUUUGUGAUGGAGAACAUGCACGAGCUGAAUAGGAAUCGUGAUAACUGGAUCAACAAAGAGGAGCAAAUGAAGGAGCAGCGAAGUAAACUCCGGGAGCGCAUCAUGACCUCAAGUGCCCAGAAGAAGAAGUCUAGUGAGCCGCCCGCCUCUUCCGAUUCUUCAAUCUAG
Rhagoletis zephyria (snowberry fruit fly) is the source of this 1176-nucleotide messenger RNA. Lineage: Eukaryota; Metazoa; Arthropoda; Insecta; Diptera; Tephritidae. The record is from RefSeq and is a predicted model, not a curated record.